AAAAAUGGUACGAAUUUGCUUGAGUACGAAUUAUAUUUGGUGCGAUUUAAUAAAAAAUGUCUGAGCCAAAGAAGACGCAAGAACCAAGUUUGCUCAGCAAAUUAAUGAGGAGAGAGACUUAUGGCUCAGAUCAAUGUCAUAGAAAGGCAAGACCACAAAGGUUGUUCAAAAAGAUUCCAAAAAGGCUUUGUUUCAGGUUGUCUGGACUGGUCUCACAGUCUGUCUUAGAGGAAGGACAUGUUUUUCUUGGAUUUACAAAGUGUGGACAGUUUGUUGUAUCAUAUACAUGUCAAAUGGAUGCAGAAGAGCAAAGUGGUUUGCCAUUCUACAUGUACAAAUUACAAUGGUGGUGGUUUGUCCCAAGUAAACCACUAGUAAAGGUGUCAGAGGUCCAAUUGUUUGGUGAGCAAGACAUCUUACAGGAUUUAUAUAUAUUGUUUUGUGAGUGGCCGGAAGACCACUCUAUGGCACUAGUGUUUGGGCACAGUUUACCAAGCAGGGACCAAGAAAGUUGUCAGUGUUAUCUGACAUUAACAUCAUUUCCACCUCUCACACCAUGUAAACCAUGCAAGGAAUUGCAAUCUGGACCAGAUGACAACACGAUGUGUCUGAAGCACAGUUUCUGUUUUCACACAAAAUACGAGCUUACACCACCAUUUCCUGUCUUCACACCAAGAGUUCAGUUAAAAUACGACGGUCAAGUCAUUCUGAACACUGGAGAUUCAAUUGUUGCCCUCCACAUAGACAUGGACGGUAUUGAAAUCAACCCAAAGAGGUCAAUUAAUGAAAGUCCUUUAGUAUUCAAAGCAAAGGAGAAUGUAAACAGUGAAAAGAACAAGGAGAUGGUGUGUACGUCUCCUGAACCGAAUAAAGAAUUUAUUUGGAAUGCUGGUGCUUUUUACACUUCUGUGCCUUUGAGUUUUGAUGGUUGUGCUCAAGAGAAGCAGUUUAAUGCUACAAAUAUGAAAAGUGAAGUCAGUAAUGCAGCAGGAGGCGAAACCGUCUUCGGAGUUUGCCGGGAAUCUCAGAAAGAAAAUACAUCGAGCAGCAAGACUGAUAUGACUGGUAGGCUGGAUCGUCUCAAAUGUCCCAAGUCGCCAAAAAAUAUGUUGUCUCAAAAUCAAAGAAGUCCUAUUCAUCCGAGUGACAAAUGGUUCGAGUGUCAAACACUGCCUAAACCUACCUCACCUUCACAAAAUGUUCCAUCCCAGUCAACUAGUCGUCGUGUACGUGCUGGCACCAGCACCACAGACAUACAUAUGUCAAAAGACUUGUACAAUUUUGACUCGGAUGAUAGUGAAGAUAACAGCUAUAGUUUUAUGUGUCCCAGCGUGCCAAAAGUAGCUGUGAAAACUAAAAGUACAGGUGGAGCGGAGGUACUUUCUCAUCCCCAUAAUCUUGUGAUAUCACCAAGUGUUCAUUUACAACGACAGUUUGCAUUUAGUGGAAACAAAGCUAGUCCAUUACUCAAUAAUAGUCAAGCACUGAACUGCCCCAUCAAUAACGAAAGUCCGAGACAAACUUUAGAGUAUGUUUUAGCCGCUCGUGGAAUUCAGAGAUCAUUUUUCUCUCCAAGCAACAGUGAGAAUAGUUUCGGAGGCACAAGUAGUAGUGCUGAUAGUGUCAUUGUUCAAAUAAAUGAUGCAAGAACUGUAACUCAUUCCUGGAGAAAAUUUUCAUAUCAUGGUGAUACAGCUGUUGACUCAACACUUGUUAUAGAAGAUGAUUUUGACUUGACAUAUAGGAGUGUUUUACCUGCAGAGAUUCGGGGUACAAAAAAUCGGAAAUUAGCACUUAGUCUUGAUCCUUGUAAUGAUGGAAAUAAGGAACAAAUAUGUGUAAAGCAAAUGACAUUUGACAUAGAACACUACAUGGAGGAAGCAAUAAGAGGAACGGCCAAAUGGUCAGACAGAUAUAUAGCAUUUACCAACUAUGAUCUUCAAAUACUUGAUGUAAACACCGAUAGACCUGAAGUUUUAGCAAAGGUUUUUGCUUUGAUUUCUGCAAAGGAAGACAACAAACAGAAGAAGUUCUACAGGAAAAGUAAAGGACAAGAGAAGAUGUAUCAGACCAGUUUUAUAUUUGAAGUAAAUGUUCAGUCAGGUGCUUAUGAAACACUGUUGAUAGAUGAUCUAAAGGAAAUGGAUGAAAAAUAUCUACGCAAUAAGGAGUGGAAGCCAGGAUUUGAGGAGUGUGCAUUGUUAAGGCGGCAUGGAUAUAUUCCACAGUCUUCAAGAAGUGUACAUGUUCUUUCCAACGAGUCUGUGUUCAAAGGUAAAUCAUUACAGAUGAUUCUUUUUCCUGAGCAGUACACAGCAAUUAUCCUGUAGAAAUAGGGACAGCCAUUAUCCUGUAGAAAUAUGAACAGAAAUGUUACUGUGAAAAUGUUAACGGCAAAUAUACUGUAGAAAUAUGGACAGCCAUUAUUCUGUACAAAUAUGAACAGAAAUUUUACUGUAGAAAUGUAAUCAGCAAGCAAUAGUCCUCAAGAAAUAUGAACGGUAAUAAUGAAGAAAUUUUGGCAUGAAUUUCAUGUACAGAUGAAUGGAAAGUUGUCAGCCAAAACUGCCUGUUCUUUAAAGAAAUAAGAAAAAUCAUAAACUUUAGCUUCAUUUAUAGCUGAAUCCAAUUUAUUGUUGUGUUGGUCGUAAUUCUUGAUAUAGUGCGACAAUUUUAAAAGUUGUAAUUUUUAGUGACUUGUGUAAAAAACUAUUUAAUAAAACGAAGAAAUCGC
Ruditapes philippinarum (Manila clam) is the source of this 2734-nucleotide messenger RNA. RefSeq lists its product as uncharacterized. Gene Ontology annotation, biological process: protein ubiquitination. Gene Ontology annotation, cellular component: Cul4-RING E3 ubiquitin ligase complex. The record is from RefSeq and is a predicted model, not a curated record. The transcript is spliced from 13 exons. The coding region runs from base 57 to 2330 and encodes 757 amino acids. Lineage: Eukaryota; Metazoa; Mollusca; Bivalvia; Venerida; Veneridae.